AUGACCAAGGGCGGCCUUUCUCUAGCGUAUAUAAGCUCUUGUUGGGCAUCCAUUACCACAAGUCUUACUGCAGACGCCAAGAUGAAGUUUGUGAUCCUCGCUGCCGCCGUCGCCGCCGUGGCCUUCGCUGCCCCUAAAGCCAACCACCUGGCUGCCCCCCCAGCCUCCGCCCCGGCUGCCCCCGAAGCCUCCGCCCCCGCUGCCCCAGAAGCCUCCGCCCCGGCUGCCCCCGAAGCCCCCGCCCCGCCUGCACCCAGUACCACAGUUGUGCCCAUCCUUAAGGACGAUCGAACAAAUGACAACGAAGGAACGUUUACCGUCAACGUGGAGACUGGCAACGGUAUCUCCCUGUCCAGGUCUGGCUCCCCCACCGGUACUAACGGCUCUGUGGUCCAGACUGGACAAUAUUCCUACACAGCCCCUGACGGCACCCCAGUCAAAGUGACGUUCGUCGCCGACGAGAACGGCUUCCAGCCCCAGUCCGACAUUAUUCCAGUGGCUCCUGCCUUGCCCCACCCAAUGCCCCAGCUCGCGCUGGACCAGAUCGCUGCGGGCGGAAACGUUGUUCCUGUCGUCGAGGUCCCUGAAGAAAGGAGUGCUCCUCCGGCCUUGAUCUUGUUCUAGCUUCAGUAGCUUCUCGUGCCAGGUGUUGCCCAGCUUGCUCUGGACUGGUUGGCUUCUCUCAAUCUUCUACAGUUUUAUUUAUUUUUGUUUUAAAAUUGUGAGAAAAGUACAGCAUAUAAAAUAUAAUAUCAAGAAA
This is a messenger RNA of Procambarus clarkii (red swamp crayfish), 760 nucleotides long. RefSeq names its product endocuticle structural glycoprotein SgAbd-1-like. NCBI's taxonomy places the organism in Eukaryota, Metazoa, Arthropoda, Malacostraca, Decapoda, Cambaridae. The record is from RefSeq and is a predicted model, not a curated record.